This is a messenger RNA of Egretta garzetta (little egret), 2391 nucleotides long. It is a transcript of the gene DZIP1, whose product is annotated as DAZ interacting zinc finger protein 1. Bases 1 to 2391 code for a protein of 796 amino acids. Gene Ontology annotation, biological process: cilium assembly. The transcript has 19 exons. The record is from RefSeq and is a predicted model, not a curated record. Gene Ontology annotation, cellular component: cytoplasm; ciliary basal body. NCBI's taxonomy places the organism in Eukaryota, Metazoa, Chordata, Aves, Pelecaniformes, Ardeidae.
AUGGAGUUGCUCUGGAGAGACUGCCUGGAGCUACCCUCUGAGGCACCCGGGGCUGCAAGCAGCGUGAAGCAGAUGUACAGAGAAAUGGGAUACGUACCAUGUGCUGAUGGUGGGGAGCUGACGGGUGUCAACGUCACGCCCGCCCCGCUGCGGCUCAAGCUGCUGCGCCUGGCCCAGCUCUGCACCGAGUACCUGCUGCACUCGCAGGAGUACCUCAGCGCCCAGCUCGGCAGCCUGGAGGAGGCCCUGCGGGCCGCCCAGGCCCAGCGCGACCAGCUGGGCAAGGAGGUGGCCCACCGCUCGCAGGAGAUCAAGGGGCUCAAGGAGGAGUGCCGCCGGAGGAAGAAGAUGAUCAGCACCCAGCAGAUGAUGCUGGAGGCCCGAGCCAGCUACCACCAGUGUCAGUUUUGUGAAAAGGCUUUUAUGAACUAUUCCUUUUUACAAAGUCACAUGCAAAGGCGUCAUCCAGAAGAAUCUCAGAUUGAACAGAAGAGGAAAGCAAAGACAGACAAACUGCAGGAUGAGAUCGAUAAACUGAAGGAGCAGUUGCAGCUCACCAAGUCCCAGUUAGAGACUGAACAACAGGCUAAUAUGGUCAGGUUUUCUAAGGAAUGUGAACAGCAAAAAUCAAAAGAAGAAGAAAUUCUACAAUCAUUUCAUAAAUGGAAAGAGGAGGAGAAAGAGAAAUUGGCUGAUGAAAUAGAAAAAGUGAAAGAGAUGUUUAUGAAAGAGCUUAAGGAGUUGUCUUCAAGAAAUUCAACAUUAGAAAAUCAACUGUUAGAAUUACAAAAGUCCAAUAUGCAACAAAAAUCCAAUUUAGGGACACUGAAAGACAGCCAAGAAUUUACAGAAGAGAAACCUCAGAGUCCUCAGGAUUAUCACAAUGUGGUUAAACUUCUUGAAAAACAGGAAAGUAAGUGGACAUCUAGAAUACAAGCCCUUCAUCAUGACCACGAGACAGAAAAGUCCCUGCUACUGUCACAGAUUGAGAAGCUUAAAUCAUCAGUGAGAGAAGACCUGAAUAAAAACAACACCUUUUACAAGAGGAGGAUAGAAGAAUUGGGGCAGAGGCUUCAGGAGCAGAAUGAUCUAAUUAUUACUCAGAAGAAGCAGAUAAAAGAAUUGUCCACAAGAUCCGUUGCAAGCAUUAAACCAUAUGAUGUGAACACUACUUUAGAGCGUCUUGAAGAGUCUAAACCAAGUCUACCAGUGAUGCAUGAGCAGGCACCCUUGGUGCAUAUGCUGGAGCCCAUAGAGGAGCUUUCAGAAGAAGAAAAAGAAAUUGAGAAAGGUGAUCAUAAAACAGUUAGAAGUAACCACUAUUUAAUAAAUGCUUUGAAGACUGAUCCUUCUUUAACUAAAGAAUUACGAGUUGUUUUGGAGCAAGCCCUGGAGGAGAAGCUUGAAUCCUUGGGAAUUAAAGCAGGUGUUCGCGGUAUCCCAAAUGAGCGCUUAAAUAAAAUUUUGCGUGCUAUUCAAUCUGCUAGAGAAUGCAAACAGAAGCAAGAGCCUGACAUUCAGCGAAUUCGAGAGCAUCUUGAACGCCAAGUUAGCUUUAGGGUUGAAGAGAAAUCGUCAUCUUGUAAUAGACCUGUUUCCUGUCCUCAGCUUCCUUCUGAAGAUAAACAGAAGUUCAAUCAGUUAGGAAUUCCCUCAUCUGCCACACCACAAAAAACAGUAAAACGGUCUUCAACAGCUGUCCGCCCAGCUGAACAAAGAACAGCAACCACUGAGAAUACAUCUACACCAAAAUCCAGGAAGCUUUUUGGAAAUGGAGUUUCCAGAAAGACAUCUAGUAUCACAACUCCACCAUUCAGUUCAGAGGAAGAAGUAGAUGAAGACGAUAUUAAGCAGGCUUACAUAUCACCAGAAUUAUUGCAAAAGCAGUCAAAAACAUCAAGCAGCAAAGUCAGUGCUUUUCAGAAGGCUUCUUGCAAAGGCGAUAUGGAUGGGAUGGAGGGAAGUGAAAUUGAAGAAACUGGAACACCUGUGAAAACUUCAAAAGGAGCAGUUAUUCAAAAACUGACGGAACAAGUUGGAAAGAGUCUUUCUAACCAUGGAAAUAAGAACAAACCAGCUGGAGGGAUUAAUGUUGCACAGGCAUUUAUUAAGAAAGAAGAGGUGCAAGAACUGAAGUUCACAGAAGUUGACGAAGAUGACUGGGAUAUAUCGUCAGUAGAAGAAGACUUUUUAUUAAUGAAAGAUGAUAGAGGCCAGAAGGCACUGACAGUUCAGAAAAAUGAUUCAAACGCUGCAUCUGUGGUACAUGCCUGGGGUCUUCCGAAGACAAGCGUACCAAAGGAGGAAGGCCCUCAUGAAGCUGAUAAUACAAGCACGUUAAAAAGCAGCUUAGUCACUGUAACAGACUGGAGUGAUUCUUCAGAUAUAUAA